Messenger RNA from Symbiodinium sp. CCMP2592, 342 nucleotides. NCBI's taxonomy places the organism in Eukaryota, Dinophyceae, Suessiales, Symbiodiniaceae. The record is from the annotation of a GenBank genome assembly.
AUGCAGCGCUGUCUUUGCUUGGCAUCGCUGCUCUGCUCUGUUUCCAUGGAGGUAAUCUCCUUGGCUGAUACGCCAGAUCCCUCGCCGCAUUCGCUGGGGUCGCCGAUCCACCCUCCAGGAUUGGAACUUGCCGCCCCGUUGCCUCGAGUGAACUUGGAUGUCAUUUGUGUGCCACAAGCUGCUCCGCAAGCUGCCGACAUGCCUACGCCUACGAUCCAAGUCUCGGAGGAACUGCCUGGUGAGCUCCAGACUGAAGAGGACAUCGAUUGGGCAAUCGCUGGCGAAGUAGCAAGUUCCGCGUGUUGCUCCCUGUUCAAUUUCUUCUGGCCGUUCAACACCUGA